Ictalurus punctatus (channel catfish) is the source of this 6369-nucleotide messenger RNA. RefSeq names its product F-box and leucine rich repeat protein (gene fbxl9). Bases 295 to 2226 code for a protein of 643 amino acids. Lineage: Eukaryota; Metazoa; Chordata; Actinopteri; Siluriformes; Ictaluridae. Gene Ontology annotation, biological process: SCF-dependent proteasomal ubiquitin-dependent protein catabolic process. The transcript is spliced from 8 exons. The record is from RefSeq and is a predicted model, not a curated record. Gene Ontology annotation, cellular component: SCF ubiquitin ligase complex. Gene Ontology annotation, molecular function: protein binding.
CGGAUCUCUACACGUGAUACCUAGUCACGUGAUCUGCCGGUAUUCUUUCUAAUGUUUACCUUUCACUCUUGUUGAUUAACUUGUUAUCCUCGUGUAAACCCGCUGGAUUUAUUGAAUACCGGAACAGACCGACUCGAGGGUGUGGUCCCCAUGUUUUUGGUCAAAAACGGUGAAUUAAUUUACGAAAAUUCAUGGAUUUGGACGGUAUUAUUUGACAUCAUCUGGUACAUGAUGUACGUGAGUCAUAAGGACACUGUGGACCUUUCCCUAUGCAGGUAAAAUGACUGAUCAGUAAUGGAGACUCCAUCAUUACCACAUGAGGUCAUUUCUCACAUUCUGACCUUUCUUCAUCCGUCAGACCGUAAAGAAGCCUCGCUGGUCUGCAGGAGCUGGUAUGAAGCAAGCCAAGAUCAUCAGUUUCAGAAAAAUGUCACGUUCAGGUUUCCGGCUUGUGCGUCUUCGUUAGGGUUUAUCCGUGGUCUCGCAUGCCGGCCUCGAUGCAGUCUGAUAAUCAGCCAUGUGGACGACUCCAAUCUGUCACGUCAAGUUCUGGAGGAGGUCAGAGUUCACCUUGGGGCUCGGCUUGAGGGUCUGUCACUGCCCCGGAGCUGCAUGAUGGAGUCGUCGCUCCUGAAACUGCUGCCGUGCCUGACCGGCCUGCGCAAACUCGACCUUAACGGCCUCGACAGUCUCUUCAUGUCAGGAGCUUUCCUGAGCCACGAGGAGCAUCGACAGCAGGUUCGUACAGUGCUGAAGAACCUGGAAGAAUUGGGCCUGUCUGACCUGCGCUACCUCUCUGACCUCACCUUUAACCGUCUAACAGGCUGCACUCAGAGACUCCGUCAUCUAGCGCUGGCUGGCUGUCACAUCGCUUUCGAGUUUGACCCGUACCUAGGCUGCCCGGUGGGCCCGGGCUCAUCAGCCAUGCUGUCUCUGAGGAACCUGCUCCGGCUCCUUCAGGAUCAGAGCUCCACGCUGUGCAGCCUGGACCUCAGUCGCACCUCCAUCACCCCUGAGUCUCUGCGCUCACUGGCUCGUGUCCCAGGACUCCACCUGGAAGAGCUGAGCCUGUCCGGCUGUAAGAAGCUCACCGAUUACUCCAUUGAGCAGCUCUGCAGGCACCAGAGAGGCCUCUACAAGCUGGACUUGAGCGGCUGCACGGAACUGACGAGCCGCAGCGUGCUGGCUGUAGCUGCCGAGCUCAAACAGCUCCGGAGUCUCUCGCUGUCCCACGUCUGGAGGAUGACAGAAAAAGGGCUGGCAGAUUUAAUGACGUUGCCAGCUCUGAGCUCACUGGACCUGGCUGAAUGUAUUCAUGUGAGCGGAGUGGAGCUGGUGAAAGGCCUGUCGUCCCCACGGCCCAGAGCUCAGCUGGAGAAACUCAGCCUCAGGAACUGCACCUACAUCCGGGACAUUUGCUCACUAGCUCAGCUGUUGACGUCCAGUCUGAAAGAGCUGGAUCUGACCUCCUGCGUUGUCCUCAAAGACUCGAGUGUCCGCGCUAUCGCCUCCUACCUGCCCGGGUUGCAGGUGCUGUGUCUCGGCUCGUGUAAAUUGAUUACAGACUGGGGGCUGCUCGGGAUGGAGGAGCCCAGCGAUGGCAAAGAGCACAGCAAGCAUACGCAGGAGGAUACAGAGCCCAGCUUUACCCGGACUUUCGGGAACAUGGGUUUCUUUCAGCCUCCUAGAAUGCCGUUUGAUGAGAAACCAUGUCUGGUCACUGAUGAGGACUUGGGCGCCUUCAGGGAGCAGGAAGGAGCCUCGUUGCGGGCGAUCAAGGGUCUACAGGAGCUCGACCUGACCGGCUGCUCCAAACUGACAGACAUCAGCAUAACGCAAGUGCUGCGUUUCCCCGUGCUCCAGCGCCUCUCUCUCGCCAUGCUGCCAGAGAUCAGUGAUGAGGGCGUGGCAUCUGUAGCUCUUCACUGCCGCUGCCUGACCAGCCUGGCGCUGAGCGGCUGUUCCCGGCUCACGGACGAGGGUCUGGCUCGCGCCCUGCCUCACCUGCACAGACUGCAGCACCUGCAGCUCGCCUACUGUGACGGCAUCACAGACAGGUCCCUGAGCCUCAUAGUCCAGCACUGUAAGAGACUGAGGACGCUGGAUAUCUCCACGUGCAGAGACAUCACUGUAACUAAAGUGGACCUCCUCCAGUCCCACCUGCCCUUUUUGGAAAACGUGCAUUAUCGGUCUGUGGGUGGAGCAGACUUAAUCCUCACGUUCUGAUUAACGGUACUGUUGUGUGGAAAAAGUUUUGGUACCACUACAACAUUACAAUGUACAUUUUAAACAUUUAGAGAAGGUGAGAUAUACAACUAAAACGUGGACCAACAAACCAUCCAAGCUUCAUCGCUGUGUAAUUUUCCCCUCGCUCAUAUACCGUCAAAUCCUGUUGGGCUUCCGAUAUUCAUUCCCGCCUCCUGCGCACGGAUCGGCAAGUUGUUCUGACACACAAGCAUUCGGACCAUACGACAGUUAUCGGUAACACUUUCUAUGACGGUCACAGCUACAAUGAACUAUGAGCAUAUUCAUAUCAUGUCAUAAAGCAUUGAUAAGUUAUUACACACGUGGUUGUAUCAAUACUAUUUAUUGAUAUAAAAUGCAUGACACUUUAUAGCUAUCUGUAUUAUGCAUGAUGGAUUCUAAGUAGUGUUCAUGACACAUUAUAACGUUGAGAAGGUUUGUAAAUGCUGCCUUUUUUUUCCCUUUAACGAAUCAGUUAUACCAGAAAGAUUGUCAGGAAAUCAUUCUGCAAAAUGUUACAACUUGUCAGCGUGUGUACAACGAAACAUAAUGCACUAAUGAAUUUAUUUGGUAUUGGCGAUUAUAAUGCAUCAUAAACACUGCUUAUAAAUUGUAAACGCAUUUUAAACACUUCUAUAAACCAUUAUACACAUACAUCUUUUCCUAAAUAGUUCUAACCAUAUGAACACACAAUGUUUAUGAAGGCUUUCAUAGGUCACUAUAGACGUGGCCUUAAUAGAAAGUGUUACCAAAUAAUCGACUCAAGUUCAGGUUGCUAGGAUAAUGUGACAAAAUGCUAUUUGACAAUGUUUGUUUUUUUUCCUGUUAAUUUGCCUUCAUGUUUCUCUGAAGCGUUUGUUAGCUUGUUUCCUCUUUGCACAUAAACUCUAAAAGGUAAAAUACAUAAAAUAGUACCUUAUGCACUUGAAAUGCCAUAAACAAAUGGCUUUUUUUCUUUGUAAUAUGCAGUGUAUACAGGUGCAUCUCAAAAAAUGUGAAUAUCGUGGAAAAGUUCAUUUUUUCCGUAAUUCAAGUCAAUAAAUUAAUUUAAUAAUUAAUUUAAUAAAUUCUUUAUUCUAAUAUUUUGAGAUACUGGAUUUUUGAUUUCCAUGAGCUGUAAGCAGUAGUCAUCAAGAUUAAAACAAAAAAAAAAGGCUUGAAAUAUUUCACUUUGUGUAAUGAAUCUAGAAUAUGAAUGUUUCUACAUUUAAAAAACCCCGUAAAGAGCAGUAAACAAAUAAAUUAAACAGUCGAUAUUUGGUGUGUCGACGAUUUGCUUUAAAAAUUUUUAUCAGUAGUCUCAGGUACAAUUUGUGCAGUUUUAUUGAGCAUCUUGCAGAACCAGACCCAGUUCUUUUGGAGACUUUGACAUUCGCACUUGCUUAUUUUUGCAGCAAAACCCAGCAGCCUUAUACGCUGCUUUCUUUACUGACAUACAAACAUUCUUCUGUAACAUUUAAUUUUGUGCUGGAAAACUAAUGUUAAUAGUAAUACAAUAGGGUGCCUAAAACUUUUGCACAGUACUGUAUAUUAUAUAUUACAGGUACGAAAUGUUUUUUGUACAGGCAUAGAGCAAGAAAAUCAGAGCAAAUCCAUUUUUUCUAACUUUAUAAACUACUAAACAAGUCCAUUUUAAUCAACAUUUGAACAAACAUUUCAAAGAGUACACAGGUUAUUAGGGAUGAUUCUAUAUGUUAACAAAUAAUAAUUUUUACCAAAAAAAAAGUUGUGUUCGGUCUUUACAGUAUAACAGUAUAUAUGUAAAGUACAACACCCCGAGUACAGUGAGUUGUCCAAACACAAGUCAUUUGCCUUUAAUAUCAUAUAUCACACACACACACACACACAUUAUAUCAGUGAUGCAGAUGAUUGUGAUGGCGCAAAGCUGAAACGUGUACACAGCAUGUGGAAAGGCUGUCACUGGUACAGUGAAAAGUUUUUACUGCUGUUAUUGCACAAAUAGUAAAGCCAUAGUGUACUGUACCAGGGGAUUUAAUUUAUUAUGUAUGCAUUUUAAAUAUAUUUUAAAUAAGUAUAUUCAUCAUCCAGUAUGAUAUGGAACAACUUUGAUUCAAUCUGAUAUUUGAUAAUACCACAGAAACUGAUCCAAUACAAUAUAAUUCAAUUUGAUUUAGUAGCCACGGAUCGAUAUCAACCAAUCAGUGUUGAAUGUUCUGGGGUGAAUAUGAAUGAUUUUUUCACAAACCAGCUGUUUGUUUACUUUUUUCAAAAAUAAUCAGUUUAUAAUUGUUGCAGGACUAACUUCAAGCGAUGCCUUUUAAAAUCAAUGCAUCAAAGUAAAUCAUCAGACCGUUACACUCGUACAACAAAGUAAUGCUGCUUUCACACUUGCACAUGCUUUUACGCAGUCAGACAGCAAUUUAACCAGAUUGGAAGAUUUGGAUAACAAUAAACAUCGCAAAACUUAAAAACGAUUGUCUUGUUACUUUGCAACCUGAAAACACUGACUAUGAAACAUCUCCGAUUGAACGUAUUAAUAUUUUCUCACUAACAAGACUUUUUUUUUUCUUUUUUCCCCACGUAGCACUGUGUUCCCUUAAUUUCAAAUACAUUUGAUGUCAUUGUACACUUUUUUUUUUUUUUUUCCACCUGAAAAGUUGAGCAAUUUAUGUCUCGGGACAGCUUUUUCUGGUAAAACUUGCACUAAUGGUUGAGGAAAAAGUGUGAAAGCAGCUUAAUUCCACUGAAACCGUUAAUGAUGAUCCCACACCGGACUUAAACGAUUUCCCAUAGCACUUAAAACUUUAGUCAAACUAUCUUUAAAUAAAACAGGACUGUGCAAAAAUAUUUAUUCAGGUACCCUCAUUUCUUGAUGUAGUUCAUAUGUACUUCAUUUAAGUUCAUAUGAUUAUUUGGGUUCUGUAUUAAUGUGCUGAUUUACAGAAGAGCUGAUUCUCAAAAUGAUUUCCAGGCGUUUGUUUUACAGAGUGUACCGUGUUUGCUGAUGAAAUCAGAAAGAUAUUAAGGAAAUAUUAAGGAAAGUAAGAUGCUUAAAAUAAACAACUGAUUUGAUGAUGUUACGAAGAUGAAGGUUCAUCACGUUGACCUGGUUUCUUUCUCUUUUUUUUAAUGUAUGUCAUUAUUUUGGAAGAAUCUUCACAUUAAAGUAUUUACAGAACUGCUGCACAUGAUUAAUUUUGUUUGUCGAGUUGUUGUAUAGCUAAAUACCUGUUUGUGUUAAGCACCAUGCCUUUAUUAACAACAUUCUAUUGUCCUUACAAGAUAAAAUGAAAACAGUGAAAACAAUUGUUGCUCAGAUCUACAGCGGUGCUUUAAAGAUCAUUUUGUAUGAUUUGUGACCUCUAUUAUUUCUGAAAUUUUUAAGACAUGUCACAAAAUGCACCAUUAUUAUUAUUAUCAUUAUUAUUAUUAUGUGCCAAGUACCUCAUGUACCAGUUACUGAAAAAAACAUUUCUCUGUUCGUGCCAGUUGUUAAUAUUAAAGUCUUGUUCCACCACAAUAGCUGCUCACACAAUAAUUACACAAUAUUGUUAGAUUUUGUAGAAAAUAAAAACCAUUUCAGUGCCUCGUCAAAGUGUAAACUAUUGCAUAUUUACUACCAUCAGGUAAUAUUCACGCUUUUUAGUAUAUUGUAUAUCAUUGAAUGUUUAAAGAAACUCUUACUUCGAGCUUGGGAAAUUUUCCCUGAAAACAUUUCCCCUAAAACUAUCAGUUUGCAAUGUCUGCAGGGUGAAUUGCAAUAAAAGCAUUAAGAUGACCAUGACCAUACUAUAAAUAAUUUGCUGUGAGUUUUAAAUCGUCAGUUUUAAGGUAAUUUAAGGAAUACAGGCAGAGCUGAGCAGCUUUGGUUUCCGGGUGGGGGCGGGGCUAAUUUCAGGGCCAAAAAAAAAUGUGAACAGAAUCUUAAAGUGAAAAAAAAAAUAGGCGUAUUCUUUGCAUAGCAAUAUUGUGGAAAAAAAAUUUCUAAGGAAUCUGUGAAAUUUUAUUUUUAGCACAGGUCAAUCAUUAACAGUGGCGAAAUCGUGUACUGUGACAGCACCUACUGCUCGGCUGUUGAUACAGUACGUAUUGAUCAGUAUAUGUGUAUAUAAUCUGUACAUACUACAUCCGCCAUGUUGGCAUUGUCACAUGACCUACAACAUU